Daktulosphaira vitifoliae (grape phylloxera) is the source of this 3107-nucleotide messenger RNA. Its product is annotated as acylcarnitine hydrolase. NCBI's taxonomy places the organism in Eukaryota, Metazoa, Arthropoda, Insecta, Hemiptera, Phylloxeridae. The transcript has 3 exons. Gene Ontology annotation, cellular component: cell surface; synapse; postsynaptic membrane. The coding region runs from base 185 to 2038 and encodes 617 amino acids. Gene Ontology annotation, molecular function: signaling receptor activity; neurexin family protein binding. Gene Ontology annotation, biological process: presynaptic membrane assembly; modulation of chemical synaptic transmission; synaptic vesicle endocytosis. The record is from RefSeq and is a predicted model, not a curated record.
UGCUGUAAGUCCUCGUAAGGUGAUUGGAUUAAGCGAACAUGGAGAAAUGAAGGGAGGAAAUGUACACGAAUAUACAGCGUCGGCACGCUUUUUGUUCGUGUUGAUCGACCAUAACUGUGUCGUAAGCGGGUGGAACAGGCAGCACUUUACGGUUACGAGCACCAACUAAAAAUCCAUUCUAGCUAUGUGGUUUUCGUUACUUAUAUUAUUGGUGUACUUAUCUAACAGUGGAGGCCAAAGAAUACUUAUUCGAGACGCGCCACCAGUAACAAUUCGCAGGCAGGGUGUCACAUCGGGCGUUGAAGUGACGCUGUCUAAAAUAGGCCAUCGGGCUUGGAUGUACUUGGGCUUGCCAUUUGCUCAGCCUCCAGUGGGAAAUUUACGGUUCGCACCACCAAAUGUAGAUCCCCUGCCAGCGUGGUCUGGAAUACGAAAUGGUUCCGUUCACAUGCCAUCAUGCAUGCAAGACCCGCAAAUGUUGCAUAAUCGUAACCGAGUGUUUGAAGCACUCAUGCCAAAUUUGCAAAUUCGUAUGUCUGAAGAUUGUCUGUAUCUCAACGUUUAUCGACCUGAAGGAGCUAUACCGGAUGAAAAGUUUCCAGUGAUGGUUUGGUUUCAUCCUGGAGAUUUCCAUUCUGGAUCACCAUCUUUGUGGGAUGCUUCAGUAUUGGCUGCCAAACAAAAAGUAAUCGUAGUAACAACGGCGUAUCGAUUAAAUAUAUUCGGUUUUUAUUCUGACAGCUCAUCUGAGGCUUCUGGAAAUUGGGGUCUUUUAGAUCAAGUAGCUGCCCUAGAUUGGGUGAACCAAAAUAUCGAUAGUUUUGGCGGAUCGUCACAAAAUGUAACAAUAUUUGGUCAAGGUUCUGGAGCUGUUUGUGUAGGACUACAUACUUUGUCACCACUAUCUCGAGGCAAGUUUCAGCGAGCCAUUAGCAUGGGAGGAAAUGUACUACAAAGAAUUGCCAUUACUACUUUUGACACCGAGACUGUGUUAGAAAUGUUGGCUGACAAUGUUACAUGUUUUAGAAAUACGUUGACCGGUUGCUUAAAGAAUAUUGUUGCCGAAGAAUUGUAUAAACAGGGAGGUAUGUUGACUCAUUGGGGUCCUGUCGUUGAUGCAGUGGCACUCGCCAACGGAUCACGGGAUCCUUUUUUACCGGAUGAACCAGGUAUUCUCAUGGCUGCCGACGGACUUAACCCAGCGGCCCACAUGAUAGGUUUUAACCAUAUGGAAGAGGCGUACGAGCUCUAUGAUAAAGUGGAUGCAGUUGAAUCAAUAGGUGUUACUCGAGAUAGAUUUGAGAACCUUAUUCGAGAAAUGGUUGAUGAAGAACAAUUACCGGGAGGGCAACUAGCACCAAUGAUAGCUAGUGAAGAAAACUGUACUCUGAAUGUAGAUUUUGUUUUAGAAACCGUCAUUUUUCGAUAUGGUUAUCAAGCAAAUGAUCCUGAAAAUUUGCGAGGAAAUUAUGUAAAACUGGCAACAAACAAGAAGUACGGUUCGACUGCAUUUCGUAUGGCCAUUUUCACUUCCAAGCGAAGUCCUACUUAUAUGUACCGAUUUGAAUACAAGUUGCGAACAACCAAAGUGCUAGUAGUACCGGAAUGGAUAGACGCGGCGCAUAUGAUGGAAUUGCCAUUUGUAUGGGGUAUGCCGUUUUGGACUAAUCUACAAAAUAUUGAUUGGUCGUCGGCUGAUAGGCGUAUGUCUGAAAAUAUGAUGAAUAUGUGGACAAAUUUUGCAAGAUUUUCAAAUCCAACGUUUAAGGGAUUCACUGUAAAGUGGGAAGAAUUUAAAGGUAUUAGUCCAAAAGUAAUGGUGCUUGACAAAAAUCUUAACUUGUCUUUUCCUGAUCAGGAAUACAAUUUUUGGGCUGAUUACUAUCCAAAAGUCUUAAAUGUCGCAAUGCAGUGUUGCCAAAAUGUUACAACCGAUGGUGCCAGUAUUUCAUCACUUUCAUUAGUUUUUUUGAUAUUUGUUCCAUUGUUAUUGUAUUCAUUUCCUAUAGACCUAAUACACAUAAGCGCUUCAUGGUAGUAGGCAAAAUUUAAUAGUUUAUAAACUCACUGAUAUAUCAGUAUCAAUGAAAUUUAAAUUACUUUCGCAAUUAGUACACAACGGGGUUAUUUGUUAACUUUUAAAUAUGUCAAUCAAAUAUUAUAUUGUGUUACAUCUAAAAUAACAGAAUAUUUUAAUCAUAGUUCUACCAGAUUUUGUAAUUUAAAUAUGAAAGAUGCUAUAGUUAUUAAUAUUAGUUUAUUUAGGAUAUCCACAUGUACUAUUUUAAUUGUAUUAUAAUAGAUAGCAGUAUUAUAGCUUCAACUAACUUAGAGACUUAUAUCAAAGAAUAGCCAGAAGGAAAAAUAAUUUGAAUUUACAUUGGCACUUAUUAAGUUCAAGAAAGCAAGUCUGACAUGACUAGAAAUCAAACGUGCUGCCAUUUGUUGAGAAAUCUUCUUGUUUCUUUAUACCGUGUAUAACUGAUUAUUUAAUUUCAAAUUAACAGCCUUAUAUUUUUUACAAAAUUUACAUUGUAUCCACACCACAUAAAGCUUAAAAAUAAGAGUAAUAUUUGUUUUCUAUUAUAGCUGUUUACGAUAACACCUCCACAGCACAGAAGUCUGAUAAGAACUAAUAUUAUGAUUUUUUUUACGGAAAAACUAAAUGUAUUUUGAUUAAAAACUUUCGUUAAAAAAAAGUUUUAAUUAGAUAUGCUGUCUAAAUUAAAUUAAAUUAAUUGUUUUCACAAUGAAUUUUUAAGAAUCUUCAAGUAAAAUAAAAUAAAAAUUAUGAACAAUUAAAUUAAUUCAACAAUUAUGUCUAAUAGAUUAUUUAACAUAAAUAACUAAUUAAUAAAUUAGUUAAUCAACUCAAUUUAUUAUUUUUUUUUUUGCUUAAUUUUGUGAGUAAAUUGUAAUUAUAAACAUUCUGUAUAAAUUAAGUUCCUAUAAAAUAAGUUAUUUAAAUAGAUAGUAUGCCAAUUAAAUAGUAAUUUAAUGUAAAUUAUCUCCUAGGUCAUUUUUUAAAAUAUUUUCUCAAGAAAAUUAAAAUAGUUGAUCUCCAGAUCAAAUAAUAAUUACUAACUUCAAAUAGGAUGACUUGGGAC